AUGCUGCUCACGUUCACUCUCCAAGCUUUGGACAAGGUCUCAAUAGCGGCCUGCUUGAUGCUUACGAUCUCUCCUAGAAGCUCGCACUCUCUCUCACCAGCCUCACUCCUCGACAUAUACGAGGAAGAGCGCGUCCCCGUCAGCCGCGAGAUGCUCUGCCUAACGUCAAACAUAACUGCCGUCCCAUAUCGCACUUCGGUGCGGCAAGCAGCAUCUGGGGCUGCUUGGUGGGCGUGGGAAGGCGGUGCGACGAGCGUCUUCGACUUCAUUCGCCCGACGCGGCAUGUCGUGCUCGUCUUCGAUACGGCGCUGGAGAAGGAGGUUGCGGAGUACAUUCGCAAGCUCCCUCAGGAUGCUGUCUGGGCUGUGGCGCUCGUCAAGCAGGGCGAGCGGACGUUUUGGCCCGAUCUGCCUCGUCUUUCGGACGUCGAAGGACAUGCGCGGCAGGCUUACGGUGCCGAUGAGGGCGUCAAGGUUGCGGUCAUCCGUCCGGACGGCGUGGUCGGGGCUCUGAUGAAGAACGCAAGCGGGUUAGAUCUGUACUUCUCAAAGUUUUUCGCGCCUGCUUGA
This is a messenger RNA of Peniophora sp. CBMAI 1063, 570 nucleotides long. NCBI's taxonomy places the organism in Eukaryota, Fungi, Basidiomycota, Agaricomycetes, Russulales, Peniophoraceae. The record is from the annotation of a GenBank genome assembly.